AUUACACCAGGCCUGCGAGCAUGAAGAAUGUUAUCUCGUCACUCUGAAAGGUUUGCUUUAGACAAUACUGCCGGCCGCUAUUGAGCAGGCUAUGGCGUGUUGCACUGCCGGGUUGACAGGGAACAUGUUACAGCGGAUGCAGGCUUUCGUUGCGCAGCCUCACAGGUCGAGUCAUGGAGACCCAGGGCGAGACGCUCAGGCAUCACAGAGCAAACAUCGCGGCCUAGCUAUUCAUCUCUCCUCAGCUUCCUUCCCCUAACCACAUACGGGUGCAGCCCUAUUUGAUAGUACCAGCGUCCGCAUCUCUGCGCUAUUAACGAUACCUCACAGUUCGUUCAUACUGAUAACCUGCAGAACUAGGGCAUGAACCUCUCCCCACGUAUUCGACAGACAUCUUACUAUGCCAAACCCUCCCGUUCUACGAGCGCGUACCUCUACUCGAUCUACCCGCUCCGCGGUCAGGAAGCCAAACUUGUCUCGCAAAAAGGGUCCAUCUUUGGAAGAAUGGGAUCGUGUCAGACCAUUCAUUCAUCGAUACUACAUCGAAGAGGGGAAGAAACUGAAGGACAUACUCGUCCUUUUGUCUAAGGAACAUGAGCUUGAGGCGGCUGAUCACAUGUUGAAAGAGAGACUCAAGCAGUGGGGAUACAAAAAGAACUUUACGAAAAAGGAGCAUAAAGCUGCUGCCGAAGAAGCAAAACGCUGUGCAGACUCGGGUCUUACGCUGCCCACCUGCAUGGAAAUAGACGGUCGUCCGUAUGCGUGGGAUCGUGUUUACCGUCAUUUUGGUUCUGAUCCUCAGUACAAGUGCUCCUGGCUGCAGAGCGACGUGGGAUGGAAAGCGAUUUUGUCAAAGAUUUGCCUGAAAACAUCUCCUCCCGAUCACAAGAUAGAGCUUGUGUUAGGUGAAGUCAAAAAUCAUUGGUAUACCACGCUUGAAAGAGCCGAAACGCUUUCCUCGGUGAGAGCAAAACGUAAGGCGACGACGCGCGCAGAAACGGAUCCCAGAGAGAUCACACUCGGGUUCCUCACGUCCUUACAACUCUUGCGGGAAGGCCACGAGGCACUCGGCCGACGAGAGAUGAACAACUUGUGCCUCGAUCUGGAGAUAGCCCUCGAACAGAGGGAGCCAGAUCUGUUGAAGGAAAUCAUUAACAUAUUCACUGCGAAGGCUUGGGUCAGACAGCCCGACAUAUUUGUCAAAGUCGCCAAAUACGUUCGUAAUUUGUCUGCCAAUUCCCCGUCGCUCGGGCCAUGCCAUCCGUUCACAACAAUAUUGGAUGUCUUUGCGUAUCUCGGGCAGCACAUGGAGCUCCUCGAUACAUUUGCGGAGCUUGCGCUCAAAGUCAUGAUGGAUUUGGCAGAAGCAGGCGGGGAUCGAGUGAAGCUCGACCGCGAUUAUAUCUGCGCCGUGGAGACAAACUACAUCUCCAGGGUUCAGGCCAGGCUUGAGUGGCGGGACGCGAAAGACCUGCUCGAGAGGAAGUUUACGCACUACAGACGGACCCUCGGCGAGCACAAUCAUUACACGUUAUCCAUGCAGGCGGCGCUGGGCAGACUGUACUUGGACGACGCCGCGCGAGCACGCAAGGCGAGGGAGAAGCAAAAUGAAGGCAUGUCGCAGCGCGAAGCCGAGGACAUUUUUGUCAAGCUCGUGAAGAUGGGCGAGAAGAAUCCCCACGACUGUUCACGGAACGGGAUCUAUAUCAGCUCGGCGGCGGCCCUGGGGGAAUUGCACUUUGCGAGACAAGAGUUUGAGAAAGCGCAAGACUAUUACUGCAAGGCCCUGGUCUGGGCGGCCGACAAGUUCGGCCGUUCACACCCCUAUAUUUCGGUUCUGCUGAAGGAAUUCAGAGCGCUUCAGAAACUGGGGGAGCUCGGUCUGGUCGAGGUCAAGAUGGAAGAGAAAGAGGAUGCUCAAGGAGCGAAAGGCAGCCCGCUACAAGAUUGUCCGGAUGUGGAGGCUUGUGGGGGAGCGCCCGAAGGGCAAGUUGACAUCGACUACAGUCACGAGUCUUUCGCCAUGUUUGGGGAGGAGACUUUGUCCCCGCUGGCACCGGAUUGGCUUCCCGCUUUGACGAAUGAAGCGGCGCAGGACGUGGACGAUGGCAACGGGGCGUUUCCCUCCGAGUUCUUGGACUCUUACAUGGACACAGAUUCUCAAGAGCCCUGGCGUGAAAACGUGCAGGAAGAUCACGCCCCUAGUGCAUGGGAUUUCAAUGCCGUGGCGACUGAUGUUCCGCAAAGCCUCGAUGCUGAGCCAGUGUAUGACGGACAUGUCGCUGUUGCUCCACAGAAUCUAUUGGCCUUCCUUCAGGAUGACCUGCCUGAGUUCAACUUUGACAUGGACGACAUGAAUCAGCUUCUGGCCUUGCAGUAGAGCCAGUGUAUGUCCUUGGCCUUGAUGAUGGUUACGGGUUGAAUGAAAGCUUUCACCCAAAGAAGUAAUGUUGGAUUGUCGAAUUUGGCUUUCGGGACGAGGCUACGUCCCCUUCCUGCCGCUGAGCACCCGGACCCUGAAAGUGGAUUCUCGCCGCUUGGAUUUCGUCUCGGCUACCACUUCAAGAUAGUCUGUGCGGCAGCCAAUUACAGGGACGACCGUGUUGCUUGAAUGGGAAGGUCGUGGACUAUAUAGUCACUUUACAGUUUGCUGUGAUGGCAUGUAAGGACUUAGCCAGACCGCGCAGCUUCGAAACCGACCCACACAAGAAACCCGAACAGCACCGUUUCAAUUCCCUUUCGAAUUGAGGAUAUUUGGACGGUCCUAUUCCAUUCUGUAGCUCUAUCUUGACAUUGUACCUUGUGUCACCAAGAAAAGAAUCGAGAUCAGCGACAGAGG
Molecule: messenger RNA, 2839 nt
Organism: Cladophialophora immunda
Lineage: Eukaryota; Fungi; Ascomycota; Eurotiomycetes; Chaetothyriales; Herpotrichiellaceae
Exons: 2
Coding region: 401-2380 (659 amino acids)
Molecular function (GO): protein binding
Source: RefSeq, a predicted model, not a curated record